Aspergillus pseudonomiae is the source of this 939-nucleotide messenger RNA. RefSeq names its product pinin family protein. The record is from RefSeq and is a predicted model, not a curated record. Gene Ontology annotation, cellular component: catalytic step 2 spliceosome. The coding region runs from base 1 to 939 and encodes 312 amino acids. Lineage: Eukaryota; Fungi; Ascomycota; Eurotiomycetes; Eurotiales; Aspergillaceae. The transcript is spliced from 4 exons.
AUGGCUGAAGGGACACUGGCCUCGGCAGUUGUACUGCCCGAACAGGACAACCUUCCCCCAUCACCGGAUGUUGGUUUGAAGCGAAGAAAUUCCGUUGCGGAAGCCGACUCAGAGAGCAAACGCCGUCGCCUUAGCUCACAACAAGAGCACACGGGCGACCGAUCACCUGCGGAGCGCAAACAAUCUUCCCCGGAUGGAGCGGAACGCAAACCAGAACGGAGGCCCGGCCGAGGUGGACGUGAGGAGGAACGCAAGCGUGGACAACGUCUAUUCGGUGCUUUACUGGGGACGCUUUCGCAGAGCUCGAAUUCGGCGGCUCAGAAGCGGCGUGCGGAUAUUGAACGGCGACAACAGGAUAAGCUUAAGUUGCAGGAUGAAGAGUACGACGAGUUGAAGAAGAAGAGACGGGAGGAACGGGUCGCUAUCCGGAAGAAGGAGCAGAGGCUCUAUGAAGAGGAAUCGAUGCGCACGCGACACUCGAAUCUACUGGCAAUGUCUCAUUUCCUCAAGACAAAAACUGAGCCUGUAUUAUACUAUAAGCCAUGGCAGCUUCGGUCCGGAGAUGAAGCGAUCAUACGUGAACAGGUUGAAGAAGCAGAAGCCACAGUUGCUCGAGAGGUGGCAGAAUUCGAGGCGCGUUAUCCAGCCCAUGAAGAGGAGCCUCCGAAGAAACAAGACGAGGGUGCACAACAAGAAGACCGCGACCAAGCCCCUGAACCUGAAGCAGAACUUAAAGAGGACAAGGAUGCAACCCGUGAGACUGACACGGUGGGUGCUGAGACUAACCACAAUAGAGACUCUGAAGCAGCUCCACACGAUGCUACGGCUGCUACUACUAAUAAUAUAUCUAUCAAUAAUGACCAUGCAGACGUUCAUCGAGGGGCUGACGACGACGGUGGCGAGGUUGUCGAGGAUAACGAGGAUACAGUGAUUUACUAA